AUGGCUGAUGAAUUCUCUGGAAAAAUCGAGAGCAAAGGGUUGAACCCGGGACUGAUCGUCCUUCUUGUGAUUGGAGGGUUGCUAGUGACGUUCCUUGUAGGAAACUUCAUCCUCUACACAUACGCUCAGAAGAAUUUGCCUCAGAGGAAGAAGAAGCCAGUUUCCAAGAAGAAGAUGAAGAAAGAGAAGCUGAAGCAAGGCGUUCAAGUUCCUGGCGAGUAGAUUUAAGUUAAAUGUUUUAGUAGUUGGUUGGCAUAUGAUCAUUUCCAUAAAAACUCACUGUUGCAUCGCUAGACAUUAUAUGACUCUAUUAGUUUUGAAUGUUCCGGUAUAAGCAUCAUGUUUUCUGGAUUUGACAAUGUGUCUUCAACUUUCUAUAAGCUUUUGGUGAGUUAAUGUCAUGUCAAAAUGUUAUAGCCUUCUUGAUUUUAUUUGUUGAUGGUACAUCCCAACGAACCUUCAGGAAUUGCCAUAUUACAAAUUUU
Molecule: messenger RNA, 485 nt
Organism: Eruca vesicaria subsp. sativa (arugula)
Lineage: Eukaryota; Viridiplantae; Streptophyta; Magnoliopsida; Brassicales; Brassicaceae
Source: the annotation of a GenBank genome assembly